AUGGCUCACUCUAAUCGACGAGAAAAUGUAUCAUCGGUAACGGAUGUUGCAAACGUUCCUCAAACAGGAUUCAAUCAAGUAUGGCGUUACUCAAAUAUAAAUAAUGUCAAAGUUGUUUACAACUCAAUUGAUGCUCAAAAUUAUCUACGAGCUGUUGCCAGUGGUUGGGGAGUCGAUGAAUCUUCUGAAAUUGGAAGAAAUUUUCUUAAUGAUGUGCGGAAAGCGACUGAACAACAUCACCCUGUGGCCAAGCAUCCAUCAAUAUUUGAAUAUCCAAUGGAAACGGAACAUGAAACACGUUACAUGCUUAUUGUGAUUUAUGCGAAAGAGGAUCGAAUUGAAAUUGGUUAUUCAUAUCAUUAUAUGACAAAUCAAGCAUUAGCAAAGUGUAGGGAUCCAAUGAUACCAAACCGAUACUCAAUUCAAUGGCUCAGAGAAAAAGCUAAACAGAGUUUGAAACUUCCAACGGCUAUAGUUACUUCGAUGGUGAAUAAUGAUGCUUUCUCGGUUCAAGAUGGGAUGCACACAGAUCAACAAAUUCAGCUAUCAUCAGCCUCAAUUCCCAUUUCUUUGUUUGGAAAUGCGCUGGAUAAAAACAAGAGAUGGUUCCAAAAAGACGCGACGUUUUAUGAUGAGGACGCAGUGGUAGGAGUUCCUCGAAAAUAUGAUGUAUUUUAUGCCCUGCCAUAG
Messenger RNA from Rotaria socialis, 690 nucleotides. The record is from the annotation of a GenBank genome assembly. NCBI's taxonomy places the organism in Eukaryota, Metazoa, Rotifera, Eurotatoria, Philodinida, Philodinidae.